Molecule: messenger RNA, 969 nt
Organism: Episyrphus balteatus (marmalade hoverfly)
Lineage: Eukaryota; Metazoa; Arthropoda; Insecta; Diptera; Syrphidae
Product: protein D3-like
Exons: 2
Coding region: 258-881 (207 amino acids)
Source: RefSeq, a predicted model, not a curated record
AACAACAAAAUACGGGCGGACGCAUGUCUGAUCUAAAUGUUGACAAACGACCAGUUUAUCUGUAAAAUUUAUAUUAAACCGCAUUUCAAAAUCAAAUUAGCAAUCGAACGCAAAGUCGUAGGGGCAGUUGGCAGCCAACUAGAUGGAGUGUUAAGUGGGAUCAGAAAGUUCACUUGGUCACUCGUCUGCUCAGCUGUUGUAUCAUUUCUCUUCAAGCAUUGAUCUCAAACGGAACGUGCGUCGUCGUUGUUUGCAAAAUGAAACUUUUCUAUUUUGUUGGAAUUGUUGCGGUAGUAGCGGUUGGAGUUGUUGUUGAAGCCGCUGAAUCCGAUGUUAAAAGGUUUUUUGAACAUUUGGAAGUCAUACCAGACGUUAUCUCUAAAAGUCCAUCGGAAUUCCUCAAGAUAAGCUAUGACAGUGGGGUUUUUGCAGACAAAGGAGUUGAACUUACGCCAACACAAGUGAAGAAUCAACCUAAAGUCGAAUGGAAGGUCCAGAAAAAUACUUUCUACACUCUAAUCCUAACCGAUCCGGAUGCACCAAGCAGAGCUGAACCAAAAAUGCGUGAAUUCCAUCAUUGGUUAGUUGUAAACAUUCCUGGAAAUGAUAUCGCCAAAGGGGAAGUUCUAACUGAAUAUGUUGGUUCGGGUCCACCAAAAGACUCUGGAUUGCAUAGAUACGUUUUUCUGCUCUACAAACAGCCAAAAAAACUGGAGUUUGACGAGAAACACAUUACAAAGACAUCUGCCGAAGGACGUGGCAACUUUUCGGCCAUGAAGUUCGCUGACAAACACAAAUUAGGAACUCCUUUAGCGGGUAAUUUUUACCAGGCUCAAUAUGAUGAUUAUGUACCAACAGUUCAUAAACAGAUUGGAUUUUAAUAGAGUGUUACGCGGUGUCAGUUGAGUGUUAUUUAAUUUAGUAUAUUUCUGUUUAAGGUGAAUAAAUUUGCAGAAAUUAUUUAAAUCA